GUUCGCGAACGGACGUACUCAUCGUGGCCUCUUGGAGAACGCUGUCGUCAUCCGAGAAUAAACAUCGAGAUAGAGACACGCGUGAUACUACGCCGCCAAACCAACAUCGCAAUCCCCUAACGGCCUAGAGCCAGAGACAGGCACGGGGAUCUCGUUUUCCUAACGAAAUCGUCCUAACUUAGGACAAGGCCGAUCAGCUCUCCGCUCUUCUCGGUCCUGGCCCAAGACACUCUGAUCCACGCCGGAUCGGUCCACCGAGUCGAACUAGAUCGAGGAUCGCUCGGAGACGAUCCAAGCGCUCGCGGUGACCUCGGAAGAGCGUGCACCAAGGUCGUCGCGCGCGGCCGCGAUCAAUGAGCAUCGCCACGUGACGAGACUCGUGGUGUUGCCCGAUCCAACAACUCCAGCCGCUCCAACAGCUCCCACGCUUCCGAGAUCGGUCUCCGCUCGAUCGCCCAGAGAUCGCCCAAAGGUCGUUCAGAGGUUGUCGAAGGACCAUCUAGAUCCCCGGUGGAAGCGGGGCACGAUCGCUACGGCACGUGGAAAUCUCGGUUGCGACGUCUGCGUCCGGUUGAUUAAGGUUUCUGCGGGACUCUGUGCUUUGUGUAGAGAACGAUCGGUUGUCGCCGAUCGAUUAGAAUUCUCCGACGAUCACGGACAGUUCGCGGCUAGGUAUUCGCGGCAACAGUGACGAGGAGAGAAAGACUAGUGGAGGAACAAAGGAGGAACAGUGAGUGCAGUGCGAUCUGUGCUAAGGAGACUUUAGGGACUACGACGCGACAUAACAACAUAAUCGUAAACGUAAACGAAAACGUAAACGUCAGGUGCUUGAGCAACGGCUGAGAAGAUUCUCGACCUUCGACUUAGCAGGCUGGUGGUAAUCUGUGUUCGUGAUCGCGACUCCGAUCAGGAGUAGCCAUCGACGUACAUGAGAGAAGGACAUGAACUACUCUCAAGGGAAGGGACGGCUUUACCCGGCCUACAGUCUAAGCGGCAGCGAGGGUGAAGAAAAUUCGCCAAGUCUGCGCGGCCGAACCCCCGACUACCCUCAAAAUAAUCACCAGACCUCGCAAUCGCACCUGAACCACUACAACGUCGGUAAGCACAAACAACGCGGCUACCAGCAGCAACAACAGCAUCCUCUCUAUCAUAUGCCCAACACUGGCGCUGGAUUGAGUGACACACCGACUUCGGGUAACGCGUCCGACGAAACUCUCACCGACAGUGACCUAAUCACUGUUGCUCGUGACUCUGCUCUGCUCGUUCAUAACGGGUGUUUGUUGGAUAAUUCGGCGCCGCGGGGGCCACCCGAUGUGCCUCCCCGUAACCCUACAAUGAGUCGAGUCAACGGAAGAUUGCCAGGAAGUCACGCAGCCAGCGACCACGAGCGUGAUCCCGACCUCCAGCCGUCCUGUCUCGUACGCACCUCAUCCGGUGGCUUCUACAGUAUACCAAAGAUACCCAAGAAUGAGUACAACAACAAGAACCAGUCCACGGGGGAUAGUCCAAUAAAGGUCGAGCUGCAGACCAACAUGGACAGGGUACCCUUACCCUACGGCCACGCGCCCUCGAUGAUCCCAAUGAGAAGACAGAGCAUCCGUUGCCAUUUCGUCAAAGGUGUCGAUUGGUGCACCUGGAAGUUGAUCGCUAUGAUUCUCCUCAUAAUCUCGGUGUGCAUAACGUCGGUGCUGGCCUACGUUGUUGUGUCGAGCAUAGUGACCCCGUCGUACCAGAACUCGAAAACAUGCACGGUGAUGGUCGGCGACAACGCGGACACGAAAAUGCUGUCGACCGAGGCGAACAAGACGUCCUCGACAGCGAUCUCGACGUCGUCGCAGUCCGGCAACCGGAAGGGGCAGCAGACGUCCUCAGGAGGUAGUAUUAACCCACCGGCUAGCAUGCUAGAGCACGCGCACAUCCGUAAUCGUAGGGACACCUUUAACCAGCAUGCGUUGCACCAAACUGUCGCAUCCCCUAAACACCUCGAAGAGUCGCCUUCGACAGAGGUCGAAGCCUCCGAGCGACGAACGACCUCGUCGGACGAGGAUCGUUCCGGUAAGGUUGUUGUGCAUGAGACUGCGGUCGCCGAUGAUCCCCGGGUGAAGGACAACGACGUCAACGAUGGGAGAACGUUCGGAGGAGAUCGGUCGGGAUCGACCGAUCCUUCGGGGACGACUGUCCCGAGCGUCUCCGACUCUUCGAUCGCUGACUACGCGCACGAUUCGGCUCCCACCACUGUCUUCGUAGAUCCUACCUCUGUUGCUUCCGACCGUUUUUCCGCGUCUUCGUCAUCCUCAGCCCCCACCUUACCCUCCGAUUCGUCCAACGAGCCGACAAGGCUGUCUUCGGAGGCCUGGACCAGCGAGGAUACGUCUACCACCGGUGCCAACACCGAUCCAGUUACCACCGAAGAUCCCGAAGCCCCUUCGACCACCGUGUCCUGGUCCGUUGUUUCCACGAGCAGCGAGAGUUUCGAAGACUCGGAGGAAAGUGCCGGCACGACGGAGGACUUUACAACCACCGAAUCCGACCGGAGUUCCACCGGAUUCUCGAGCACCAAUGAGAAUCUAUCGUUCGCCGAUUCCUCGGAAGCGGCGAAGAAGCUCCGAAGCUCGGAGAACGAGGGCGAAAUCGAGAGCGAAAGCGGCGAAGACGAAGCGCGAAAUCACGCCAGUUUCUCCGGGGUGGUGAAGGAGAUCCGGGAACUCUCGAGGGAGGAUUCUUCCUCGGAGUCUGGGCCGUCUAGUCACGCGAGCAGCGAAAAAUCUGAGGAGCCUCAGCGGGACUACCCUCUGCCGAUCUAUAACUACGGGCAAGAGGAGGUGGAGAUCGUGAAACUGAAUCAGAAGGGCUCGGACAGCAAGCAGCAGGAUUUCGAGGCGAUGAACGUGCCACGCGUCGCCCAUAAAGCUAGCGACAUGCGAGUGAUAACCAGAGAGGACGAGGAGUUUCUGAGAGAGUUCGAGAAGAAGUUCAGGGAGCAGUCCGGCGAGGCUGACAAGGUCGAAGAGCCCAAGGAACCUGAAACGAAGCCCGUGGUGCAGCGGGUCGAGAUCGUCGAGGUGCCCGUCCAGAAACGUCCCGAAUCCUCUCCCUCUUCCUCUUCUCCUUCCUUUUCCUCUUCGUCUUCCUCUUCGUCUUCGUCUUCGUCUUCGUCUUCUCGGGUGCUUGUCAACAUAACGAUCGCUUCCGGGGACCCCGCUGUUUCGAAACCGCUUUACGUGUUGUCCGUCUCGGUGCCCACCGGCUCCGAGUCCACCGACGUGAACGUACACCAAACGGAGCUGCACGAGAAUGUUCGAGAAGCACUCACGAAGACUGCUGGUAGCUCGGCGUCGCGGGAAAACGAUAACAGGCUGCCUCCGCCGCCGCAGCCACCAUCUUCGCCGCCGCCGCAGCCGCCCGUUUGGUCAGGCGGGGAAUGCGAAUGCUCCUGUCCCUGCAUGGGCUCGUCCUCCGACGAGUGGGACAACUUUUCAGGCAUCGACGAGACUCCGAUUUUAUACCCGGACAACCAUAAUCGCUCGGUGGACGAAGAGUCGCUGGAUCAACCGUUCGAAGUUGACGAAACCCAGAUGGCGACACGGAAGGAUAAAGAAGCUUCGACCGAGGAGUCGGUAAGCACCAGCUCCGAGAAUUAUACGGAUGCUACCGAAGAUUAUCGAGAGUCCACGGAGUCGGCCAUCGCCAGCUACGAGACCCAGAGUACCGUAUCCGAGUGCUCCGGGAAUACCCCGUUACCCCCUGUACCCACUAUACUGAUCUUGGAAGGUGCGAGAACUUUUCCUGCCAUGUCGUUCCCACCCGACGGGACGACUUUCGCCCAAAUCAACUUGGGAGAGAAGCUAAGCAAGGAAAUUCCGCCGUACAGCUACUGGAACAUGCAAUUCUACCAGUCGGAGGCCGCGUACGUGAGGUUCGACUACAAUAUCCCUCGGGGAGCGAGUAUCGGUGUCUACGCCCGGAGGACCGCUCUACCCACGCACACGCAGUACGAUCUCCUGGAGGUGUUGAGCGGCUUCAAAGCCAGGACCACCAGGGCGUCCCAUGUUAGUGUUAUUCCUUCGAUCAAGAAAGAGGUGAUCAAUUACAUGGAACCCGGUCACUGGUUCCUCUCGCUGUAUAACGACGACGGAGAUCCUCAGGAAGUCUCGUUCAUAGCUGUAAUCGCCGAAGAUAUGACGCAGAAUUGUCCGAACGGAUGCAGCGGUAAAGGGGAAUGUCUUCUGGGCCACUGCCAGUGCAUCCCUGGAUUCGGUGGCGAGGACUGCAGCGAGAGUGUUUGCCCUGUUCUAUGCAGUCAGCGCGGGGAAUACAUAAACGGAGAGUGCCAAUGCAAUCCCGGCUGGAAAGGGAAGGAAUGCUCGUUGAGACAUGACGAAUGCGAAGUGCCCGAUUGCAACGGGCACGGUCAUUGCACUAAUGGGAAAUGCAAUUGCGUGCGUGGCUACAAAGGAAAGUAUUGCGAGGAGGUGGACUGUCCUCAUCCCACCUGCUCCGGCCACGGUUUCUGCGCGGAGGGCACGUGUAUCUGCAAAAAGGGCUGGAAGGGCGCGGAUUGCAGUCAAAUGGACAAGGAGGCACUACAGUGCCUGCCGGACUGCAGCGGGCAUGGAAACUUCGAUCUCGAGACGCAGACGUGUCUGUGCGAGCCGAUGUGGUCUGGCGAUGAUUGCUCCAAAGAACUCUGCGACUUGGACUGCGGUCCUCAUGGCCACUGCGUGGACAACGCCUGCGACUGUCUGCCAGGAUGGUCCGGCGAGUUGUGCAAUCUGAAACAGUGCGAUCCACGGUGUAACGAGCAUGGCCAAUGCAAGAACGGAACUUGCUUGUGCGUGACCGGUUGGAAUGGCAAACACUGCACCAUGGAGGGUUGCCCGAAUUCCUGUUCCGGGCACGGCGCGUGCAGGGCAGUCAGCGAUGGACAGUGGGAGUGUCGUUGCUACGACGGCUGGGAUGGCAAAGAUUGCAAUGUUCUCGUUGAACAGAAUUGCAAUGACAAUAGAGACAAUGAUAAAGACGGUCUCAUAGAUUGCGCGGAUCCGGAAUGUUGCUCGAGUCACUCUUGCAUUUCCAGUCAGCUCUGCAUGUCGGCUCCGAAACCGAUCGAUAUACUUUUACGAAAGCAGCCGCCGGCCAUCACUGCUUCGUUCUUCGAGAGAAUGAAGUUCCUGAUCGACGAGGGCAGCUUGCAGAGCUACGCCCGCCUGGAGACCUUCAACGAGAGUAUGUUCUGGAAUCACUUCAAUACAAGCCGAUCAGCUGUUGUCCGUGGCCGCGUUGUCACGCAGCUUGGCACCGGUUUAAUGGGGGUGCGAGUUAGCACCAGCACGCCGCUGGAAGGUUUCACCCUGACGAGAGACGACGGCUGGUUUGAUCUUCUGGUCAACGGUGGUGGAGCUGUUACCCUGCAGUUUGGCAGGUCGCCGUUCAAACCCCAGAGCCACAUUGUCUUUGUGCCGUGGAACGAGGUGGUGAUCAUCGACAAGAUUGUGAUGAGUACAGCGGAGGAAAAGCAGCCGGUGCACAUCCCCCACGCCUGCGCCGCCCACGACUACGACUUGAUGAAACCGGUGGUUCUAGCAACGUGGAAACACGGUUUCCAGGGCGCGUGUCCUGACAAGAGCGCCAUUUUGGCCGAAUCCCAAGUGAUUCAGGAGAGCCUACAAAUUCCUGGCACGGGGCUGAACCUUGUCUACCACAGUUCCCGAGCGGCCGGUUACCUAUCCACGAUACAGCUUCAAUUGACCCCGGAAGUGAUCCCAUCGACCUUGAAUCUAAUCCACCUGAGGAUCACCAUCGAGGGCAUUCUGUUUGAGAAAACGUUCGAGGCUGACCCGGUGAUAAAGUUCACCUACGCCUGGAACAGGCUGAACGUUUACAGGCAAAGAGUUUACGGGGUGACUACAGCGAUGGUGAAGGUGGGAUACGAGUAUAACGAUUGCAAGGACAUCAUUUGGGACGUGCAGACGACCAAGCUCAGCGGCCACGACAUGUCCAUUUCUGAAGUUGGCGGCUGGAAUCUGGAUAUUCAUCACAGAUACAACUUCCAUGAGGGAAUCCUGCAGAAGGGAGACGGCUCUAACAUCUACUUGAAGCAGAAGCCUAGAGUGAUCCUAACUACUAUGGGAGAUGGGCUCCAGAGACCGUUGGAAUGCUACGAUUGCGACGGACAGGCGUCUAAGCAACGACUGCUUGCUCCCGUUGCUCUAGCCACGGCUCCGGACGGGUCUAUCUUCGUUGGUGACUUCAACCUGGUCAGGAAGAUCCUCGUCGACGGUACCGUGAGGACCGUUGUCAGGCUCAACGCAACAAGGGUGUCCUACCGCUACCACAUCGCCUUGAGUCCUUUGGACGGAUCUCUCUUCAUUUCUGACCCAGAGUCGCACCAGAUCAUCCGCGUCCGCAACAUCAACGACUACUCGGACCCCGACCAUAACUGGGAAACGAUCGUAGGUUCCGGAGAAAGGUGUCUUCCCGGCGACGAAGCUCAUUGCGGCGACGGCGCGCUGGCCAGGGACGCUAAACUCGCGUACCCUAAGGGAGUGGCAGUCUCAACGGACAACAUCGUGUACUUCGCCGAUGGGACCAACAUCAGAAUGGUGGACAGGGACGGCAUAAUCACCACAGUGAUCGGCAACCAUAUGCACAAAUCGCAUUGGAAGCCCAUUCCUUGCGAAGGAACGCUGAACGUAGAAGAAGUUCAUCUACGCUGGCCAACUGAAUUGGCGAUUAACCCUCUGGACAACUCGCUGCAUAUGAUCGACGACCACAUGGUGCUCCAACUGGCUCCCGAUGGCAGGGUGAAGGUCGUCGCUGGACGUCCGCUUCACUGUGCCUCGCCGUCUUCGUCGUUCGACACCGAGUUGGCAACGCACGCCACCCUGGUGAUGCCACAGAGCAUCGCGUUUGGCCCGUCCGGGAACUUGUACAUCGCCGAGAGCGACUCCCAGAGGAUCAACAGGGUCAGAGUGAUCGGCACCGACGGCAAGAUCUCGCCUUAUGCCGGAGCAGAGUCGAAGUGCAACUGCCUCGAGCAUGGCUGCGACUGUUUCGAAGCUGAUCACUAUCUGGCCUCUACCUCCAAGUUCAACACGAUAUCCGCGGUGGCUGUGUCUCCCGACGGUGUAGUGCACAUCGGUGACCAGGCGAAUUACCGGAUCCGAUCGGUGAUGGCUAGCAUUCCCGACGCUAGUGGGGCCAGGGAGUACGAGAUCUAUGCACCGGACACUCAAGAGAUCUACGUUUUUAACAGAUUCGGCCAGCACGUGGCCACCAAGAACAUCUUGACGGGCGAGAUCGUGUACCAGUUCACGUACAACGUGAACACCAGCAACGGCAAACUCAGCACCGUCACCGAUACCGCUGGCAAUAAAGUGUUCCUGCUGAGAGAUUACAGUAGCCAGGUGAACUCGAUCGAGAACACGAAAGGACAGAAGUGCAGGCUCAGGAUGUCCAGGAUGAAGAUGCUGCACGAGCUGAGUACUCCGGACAAUUAUAACGUGACGUUCGAUUAUCAUGGACCUACCGGCUUGCUGAAGACCAAGCUGGACAGCACAGGCAGGAGUUACGUAUACAAUUACGACGAGUUCGGCCGACUGACCAGCGCCGUCACACCGACCGGCAAGGUGAUCAGCCUGACGUUCGACCUGAGCCUGAAGGGAGCCGUAGUCAAGAUCGGGCAGAACAAUAAGAAGCCGAUCUCGAUGCUGAUCAAGGGAUCGUCGGUGGUUACAAAAGUGGGAGAGGCUGAGCAAAGGACCACGGUCCUAGCCGACGGUUCUGUCGGCCAGAUGACGCCGUGGGCUCACACCAUCAGCACGGACACUCUGCCGUACACCGUCCUAGCUGAGAUAGAACCGCUGUUGGAAGAGAGCUACCCGGUGCCGGCUAAGCAGAAAACAGAGAUCGCCGGAGACCUGGCGAACAGGUUCGAGUGGCGGUAUUUCGUGAGGAAGCUUCAGGGCACCAAGAACCGAGGUAACUCGAAAGGAGGAGUCGCACAGGUUGGCAGGAGGCUUCGCGUCAACGGGGACGUUCUUCUAUCGCUCGAGUACGACAGGGAGAGCAACAGCGUAGCCGUGACCCUCGACGAGAUGGAACUAUUGAAUGUUACCUACGACAAGACGGCGAGACCGAUCAAGUGGGGUCCCAGAAACAGCAUCUUCGCUGGCGUGGAGCUAGAGUACGACAGGUUCAGCAGGCUGACCAGCUGGACCUGGGGAGACAUCAGCGAGACCUACGGCUUCGAUAGAGCCGGCCGACUCUACGAGAUCAAAUACAGCGAUGGAACGUCGAUGGUCUACGCGUUCAAAGACAUGUUCAGCAGCCUGCCGUUGAAGGUGACGACACCGAGAGGCAGCGACUAUUUCUUACAGUACGACGAGGCUGGCGCGUUGCAGUCGUUGACCACUCCUAGGGGGCACAUCCACGCGUUCUCGUUGCAGACCUCCUUAGGAUUCUACAAGUACCAGUAUUACUCGCCGAUGAACAGACAUCCCUACGAGAUUCUCUACAACGACGAUGGACAGAUCCUGGCCAAGGUGUACCCUCAUCAAAGCGGCAAGGUCGCUUUCGUCUACGAUCAUACCGGAAAGUUGGAGACUACUCUUGCCGGACUAUCUUCGAUCCACUACACCUACCAAGAGACAACCAGUCUGGUCCACAGCAUCGACAUCAACGAGCCGAACUUCGAGAUGCGAUUGGAGUACAAGUACCACGCUGGCAUCGUCAAGGACGAGAAGAUCAAGUUCGGAAGCAAGAGCGGCCUGAACAACGCUCGCUACCGUUAUCAAUACGACGGCAAUGCGAGGAUAUCCGGCAUCGAGGUCGACAUCAACAGCAAACAGAUGCCUCCGCUACGAUUGAAGUACAACCAGAACCUGGGGAUGCUGGAAGGCGUCGGAGAUCUGAGGAUCCACAGGAACCUGUUCAACAAAUCGGUGAUGCAGGACAGCAGCAAACAGUUCUACACUGUGACGGACUACGACGAGCAUGGCAGAGUGAAGACCGUUCUAAUAAACAUACGGGCGUUGGAUGUCUUCCGCAUGGAGCUCGAUUACGACGACAGGAAUCGCAUCAAGAUGAGGAAACUGUCGAUCGGCGAGGACUCGAAGAUGGAGAAGAUCACGUACAAUGCUGACGGCCACGUGCUAGAGGUCGCGGACACCGAGAAUAAUUGGCAGUACGCUUACGAUGAAAACGGCAACGUGAUCGGGGUCACGGAGCACAACGAGAAGAUUGCUUUGGGCUAUGACAGCGGGGACCGCGUGGUCCAAUAUGGCGACGUCGAGUUCAACUCCUACGAUGGCCGAGGAUUCGUGGUCAUUCGCGGGGAGCACAAGUACAGGUACAAUUCGCGCGGCCAGCUGAUCCACGCGUCGGAGCAUAAGAAGUCGCAGAUCUGGUACUUCUACGACGACCGCGGCAGAUUGGUGGCAUGGAACGACGACCGCGAGAACAUCACGCAGUUCUUCUACGCGAACCCGAGGACACCCGAUCUGAUCACGCACGUCCACUUCCCGAAGUCGAUGAAGACCUUCCGGUUCCUCUACGACGCCCGCAACUUCCUCAUCACCGUGGAGACGUCCGAGCAGAGGUUCUACGUCGCAGUCGAUCAGAACGGCUCGCCGCUCGCGCUGUUCGACACCAACGGCAACCUGAUCAAGGAAAUGAGGCGAACGCCCUUCGGCAAGAUCAUCAAGGACACCAAUCCGGACUUCUACCUGCCGAUCGACUUCCACGGCGGUCUCCUGGAUCCCAACACCAAGCUGGUUUAUCUGAACAAGAGACUGUACGACCCGACCGUCGGCCAAUGGAUGACACCGGCCUGGGAGCAAAUGGCCAACGAGCUGACCACUCCGACGGACAUCUUCAUCUACCGCUUCCGGAACAACGAUCCGAUCAACUUCAAGCAGAACGUCGAGUACAUGACCGAUUUGGCCAGCUGGCUGAAGCUCUACGGCUACGAUAUCUCCGCGAUGCUGGGCUCGGAAUACAUGAAGAAGAUGGUGUACCAGCCGAGCGCCACGAUCACGUCUCCCCAACUGACCCCGGACUUCGGAGUGAUGUCCGGUCUUCAGUGCAUCGUGGAUCGAGUGCACGAGAAGUUCUCCGACCUGGGUUUCGUUCCCAAGCCUCUCCUGAAACUGGAGCCGAAGACCAGGAAUCUGUUGCCGCGAGUGGCCCAUCGUCGCGCUGUUUUCGGAGAAGGUAUCCUGGUGUCGAGGGUCGGUGGACGGGCAUUGGUGAGCGUCGUGGACGGCGCGAUGAACAGGGUCGUGCAGGACGUGGUCACCUCGGUGUUCAACAACUCCUACUUCCUGCCGCUACACUUCAGCGUCCACGACCAGGACGUGUUCUACUUCGUGAAGGACAACGCGCUGAAGAUCAGGGACGACAUGGACGAGCUGCGUCGGUUGGGCGGGAUGUUCAACGUGUCGACGCACGAGACCACGGAGCACGGGGCUGGCACCUGGAAGGAGCUGAGGCUGUUCAAUCCGGACGCUGCCGUGGUGAUCAAGUACGGAGCUGAUCCCGAGCAGGAGAGGCACAGGAUACUGAAACACGCUCACAAGAGGGCCGUCGAGAGGGCCUGGGAGAUCGAGAAGCAGCUGGUGAUGGCCGGGUUCCAGGGCAGGGGAGACUGGUCCAAGGAGGAAAAGGACGAACUGAUCAAUCGGGGCACCGUGAACGGUUACGAGGGCGUCGAUAUCCACAGCGUUCACAGAUACCCUCAGUUAGCCGACGAUCCCGGCAACGUCGCGUUCACCAGGGACACCAAGAGGAAACGACGGAAGAGCGGAAACAGACGGAACAGGAUCCACAGGCACGACUCGUGAUUCAAGGAUGUGACGCGAGAUCGUAACGCUAUUUGGGACUUGGUUCACGCGCCCAUGUGAAUUCACGUAUAUGUCGGACAGACUUGACGAAAGAACAAUGAAGAGAGACAAGACUAACGUUCUUUACCUACGAUCAAGCACCGCGCCCGGAAAAUGGGCCCGGUGCUCACCAUACAUCAUCCCCCGAACCGUUCUCUCCGUUCUCUUCUGACCGCGCUCGCGCAACAAAGAGGGAAGUGUGUCCGAUCGAGUGCUAUUUUUCUUAUUUUUCACGUAUGAAAACCCCGCUCGGUGUGCCAUAAAAUAGCGUUGCUGCUUGUGAUUCAACUGUCUAUAAUCGUUUACCUUUCCCGAUCGCGCAACGCGAUCCGCGGCCGAGUCGUCCGCCGGUGUGCGCGUCGGGAACUGAGCUAGUCACGUUAGUAACGAAACGGAGAAAGUAAUUAAAACGAUGCUUGUUACGUGGCGAAACAAUUAGUUUGUAACAAGCGCGAGAGAAAGGACGACGUGGACUCCGCGAGAGCAAGACACGAGGUGCGUGCAGGAACUUUCCCCAAGGUGCCGUCCGUGACGAGAUUACGACGAGUGCGUGGAAGGGAUGAGGGAGACACGCAGCAAAAGAUUCGAACAGGACACACUAAGCAACUGUACUCUCGUGUUAUUCGUUCCGAGUGUCGAACCGGUGUUUCCAUGCAACAGGGUCUAGGAGGCGUGCGCGUUUCAACUUCGGCGAGCUUCAUUUAGGGAAAACGAGAAAUGAAGACGGGAAAUGACGAACAUGACGGUGAAAAGAGAGAGAGAGAGAGAGAGAGAGAGAGAGAGAGAGAGAGAGAGAGAGAGAGAGAGGAAAAGAGAGAGAGAAAGAAGGAAGCAAGAGAAAAGCACAGAUAUGCAACAAAAUAUUUUUAACAUGCGAUGGUGUAAUUGCGCGAGCCGUGCGACUGUACAUAUAGCUACUAACCGUAACUGUAGAUAAUAUAUAAUAUUCGAGAGAGAGAGAGACCGGUAAACUUAAGUGGAAACUGUCGAUAAUGCUUUUGUAUAUGUACACAGACACCGAACACAGGCGUACACACGUACAUCGCAACACGUACAACACACACGUACAAUACAUACACACGCGCGCGCGCGCGCGUGUACAAAACCGAGGGAAACGUGUGAACGGUACGCGAGAGACAGUCCUUGACGAUCUUGGUAAAAGGGUAAGUGUGCGAAAAUCGGUAAUUAGAUCUUUCGUGAAAUAACCGAAGGAAUCGAAUGAAUUUCUGAAAUCAGGUUCGCGGAUGAGUAUGAAUAUUCGGACACCAGUAUCCCAGGUGACGUGUCGGUCGGAUCCGGCUUCACUAGAUCGUAGCGAUCCACGAUCGAGCGUUCUGUUGUAUAUAGUUUGAUACGUAUGAAACGUUCGCGUGUCGUACCAGAUAUAAAUAUAUAUAAUAAUAAUAAUAAUAAUAAUCGAGCAAGAGAUUUGUAACGAGGCUUUUCACGUGAAGCCUCGUGAUCGGUAAUUCGCGUGAUUUGGUAGAAAUGCCCGCCGUGACGUAACAAGAUAAAGCAAUAGACGGGCGAAACGAGUUUCGUGACGGUGAACACGCGUCGAGUAAUAUCCCACGGUGGUAUAACAAUAUAAUAAUAACGAUAAUAAUGAUCAUAUAACGGUAAAGUAAUAAUAACGAUGAAUGAAAUAAUAGGUGAUAACGGAUAUGAUAAUAUCUAAUAUUAAAUGAUAGUAAUAACUAAAUAAAAAAGGAAGAUAAUAGUACAUAAUAACGAUGAUACUAUUGUACGAAAAAAUACCCAGCCUAUCUUUCUACUAAAAAUGAGAAAUUAUUUUUUGAAUUGUGUCGUCAAAGAAUAUGUCCUAUGUGAAACCGUGUGUCUGUGGGAUCGUCCCGUGGAAAAUCAACCCCUUUCCCACAUCCCACCCCCUGAUCCCUUACCCCUAUCAAAAAGAACGCAACCGAUGAAUAAGAAAAAGGAAAAGAAGAUAAUGAUGAUGAAGAAGAAGAAGAAGAAGAAGAAAAAGAAACCUCCACCCUUUCUGUAUGAAUAUAGUUGAAAAUUGAUCGGUGUUUGUCAAAUAUUGGGUAAACGAAGAGGAGGCGGAUAAAAAUGAAAAAUACCAAAAAAUCGUAGAGCUCUCUGUGGUACGGAUCCGAGGGUGAAGUUUUAAGAUGACAUAGAAAGUAACGAGAAAAAAAGUAAAAACGCUAAUGGGAAAUGAUAAUGAAAAUAAUGAAAAAACACGCGCUAUAUAAUACGUACGGUAAUAAAAAUUAACGUAAUAGAGAAGAAAAAUAGAGCGGGCCAGCGUGCGGAGCGAAACACGUAGCUCGGCCACGUUGUGUUCCAGGUAGUUGUACGGUGAAUUCCAAGCAAAACAUACAUAAUCAUAAUUACAAAGUAACGAUACUAGUUGAGAGAGUGAGAGAGCGCGCACGCGAGAGAGAGAGAGAGAGAGAGAGAGAGAGAGGGAGAAAGAAUGUGUGUGAGAAAGAAUGAACAAUUUAGAGAAAAAACGGAAACACGAUUAAAAGAGUGUGCUAGCGCGUCCCUUUGAUUAAGAAAUGAUUAACGAUACGCCGCUGUACAUAUCCGUUCAUGGAUAGCAAUUAAAAACGUCGUGGAUUCGCCAAGUGUCCGCGUCCACCCACGAAAAUCAGAAUUUUCUACAAAGUAUCCGAUUGCCAGACAAUGUGCGUUAGGUUCGUUCGUUCGUUCGUUCCAUUCAUCGAGUUGAAAAUUACUCCGGGAUCGUCCGGACGCGAUCAGUUACGUUUCAUCGGACACGACAGUUCCAUUUACGUUUGCUGAAACCACCAUCGAAAUAUCUCUACCCUUGAUCGGCGAGGCGGAGUCCGGCUGCUAACACGAGGCAUAUCAAUCUGUGAUGAUUCAACGUUUUCAAUACACCCGGUCAUGGUUAUGCGUUGUAUGCAUGCACGAAUUUCAUUCGCUCCUCAAAAUUAAUCCGAAGCAUUCCGCCGUUCAGGCUCCCCUCGCUGAUUAGGGGCAGUCGACGCCUGCGACGUUCCUUUUUCGCUGUUCCUAGAUUUAUCCUCGGUUAUACUUCGAUCCUUCGGAUAGCUUCGUGAUUGUUCGCCGGGAGACGCGGGAAAGCGGACGAGGUGUUAAAGAAUCGUAAGCUACGGUGAAUAGCGGUCUUCUAUUUUACCUCGUUAACUAUUAUAACAUCAUUCGAACAUUAUCAAAAGGAUGCAGAAAAGAAUUAUUUAUCACAUAACUGUAUAAUGGGACACGAAGAUAAGAAAUAAUUCCAAGACAUUUCGAGUGUUUUCUGUUAUAUUUUCCCAUCAAGUGUUACUAACUUCGCCAAAAUCAGAAAUUAUAACGAAACUAGGUCCACAGAUAAUUCCAAUCUCAUUUAACACAAAUUAAUACCUUGUUCGAAACCUGCCAAGCCGCGAAAUCCAAAUAUUGGAGCAAGGACGCAUCGGAUGCAGGGUUGUAUCAGGUCCCGUCAAAACGACAUUAACACCUCGGACCGCCAAAUGCUUGUCUUAUUUGUAGCCCUGAAAUCCUCCGUUACCUGUUACCCGCCACGUAGUAUCGUUCUAAAAUAUUCAGUGUGCGAGAAGGUAGUGUGUGCCACCCCCGAAUGCAGGAGUCGGCAGGCACCGCCGAUCUUCUAUGUGUAUUUCGUUCGCUCGCGUGAGUGCCACGCGAUAGGAACGAAACAAGGGAGAGAGAAAAAGAAGAAACAAAAAAAUGAUGAAAUAUGUUAAUUUUACGCUUAGCGCCGUGGUCACCUUCGAGCGGCGAGCAGCGCCAUGAGAAUUCUGCAAACAAGUUCGAGGGUCGAGUCAACAAUCACAAAAUACGUCCAAUGUGCGGAGAGAGAGAGAAAAUAAAAGAAACGAAAAAAUGGGGGGGAUAGGGGCAGAAUUCUUGCGGAGUCUCGAUCGCAGCGGCGGCGGAGUGGAAACCGAUGGAUCGUCCGCUGCGACUCGGAUGGGGACGAACCACGAUCGGCACGUGACUAAAAGAAAGCAAUACUUCGUAACUAUCGCGUAUGUCUAACGAGAUUUAAUGUCUCUGACGAGAGCAAGAAAGUCGAGAGAUAGAGAGAGAGAGAGAGAGAGAGAGAGAGAGAGAGAGAGAGAGAGAAGCGUUAUCGUAAGAAUGGUAAAAAAACGCGUGCAAGAGAAAGAAUGAGUGAGUGAGUGCGAGCGAGAUUUGUUAUAUGGUAUAUUAAUAUAUAACGAAUUGUGUUAAAUAAUAGCAGAAAGAAGGAAAGAGUCGUGCGCGGUUUUCCUUUUUAACGAACUGAAAAGGUUUCCGACCGCCUCGGUAAAGUACGGCAAGUAUGCGGUUCAUCGGUGUUCUCGUUUUCCGUUUUCCUUUUAUCGAAACGACGAUUGCGUGUCCUCCGCUCCUUUUUGUACAUAACCACGCGUCGUUGACUAAGAAACUCCGAUUUCUCUUUCGUUCCGUAUUGUUGAUCGCCGCGACACUUUUCUAUAUUGCUCACAAGAAACGCAUCGUUCGGAUGAAGCAGACACAGACGGUGUCGAUUUCUAAGGUGUUCAAGGUUAUCGGUAGCGAUUCUUACUCUCCUAUACCAGCGCGUACGGGUUGCGCCCUUUGCAGCGAUGGGUGUUUUUUUGCGGAUAAUUCGAUCCUCUUCUCAGCUCGGUUCGACAAUAUGAUCACUGCGAAAAAUGAAAAGUCCAAUACUUGACAGAAUCUUGAACUCUGGGACCUAGAGAAACGCGAUCCUGUUUCUUGUGACACGGUUUUCCUUUGCUCGCAUGAAACUUUAUCGAGUAACCGACAAAUGUUUCCUAUUGGCCGACCAGAGAGGGGGAACUUACAAGGUAGACGCGCUGCAGAUUUCUAUCCAUUUAUAGCCUCUAUAAGCUUUUUAACACUGGAACUACCAAAGCGAUAACUUUGUAUGUAUUGCUUUUCAAUGUAGCAAGACCGCAUUUAUCAAAACGUUACACGGUCAUUAUUGCAAUGUAUAUUUGAUCAAAUAUGUAUGUCCAGUAAAUGUCCAGGAGAACAUCUUUAUAAUCUUUGAUAGUUGUGAUAGACGAUAAUAAGGAAUCUGAAAAAUCUGCCAGUUCGAUGUGUUCGGUAGUUCUAGUGGUAAAUAGCGGUUCAACCGAUUCUUACCGAAUUAACUACAAAUCGAUACUGCCAUGUAAUAUCAGCAACAUCGCGAGAAUAACGAAGGAAUCACCUAAAUCAGUUGCAUCUACUCUUUGGACAAUUAUUUAGAAGAUGCAUCAUUUCGUAUAGGAAUGGAAAAUUGCAUAAACAACCACGGUAUAGUUCUAAGUAGCUCGUUUUAAGUCGUUCCAACGUUCAAUUUAUGCCAAAAACUCGGUGACCAAGGAUGACGAUAACAGUUCCGUUGAUUAACGAACUAUCAUUGCAAAUGGGAAACGCGUGCGAUAGUCACGUGUCACUGACCACAGCCCCACAGGGUAGUAGAGAUUUUAUAUCGACGAUCGUUCAGAAAAAAACCUGCUGCAAUAAUUCGACAACUGGCGCGCGCAUCGCCCGAUAGUAAUCGUAACGAGAAAGAACUCAUGCCAAUGGAUAGGAAGAAGAUCCCCCGGAACCCAAAUCGAUCCCAUCGGCCUCUUUUUCAGCCGUUCGUCGCAGUUCGUCCGUUCUUCUGUAUCCUGUGUUCGUUCUUUCGUGGAGAUUGUACAUAUUAAUUGCGAUCAUUAUGUAAAUACUUUUGGAACACGUACACACUCACACAAGAAGAACCACACACUCAUGUAGCCGGUGGGCAGGAUACAGAGAAUUCGUAAGAUCAAACUCUAGAAAAUCGAAUCCAUUGCUGAAACCUAAUUGACUGUUCGAUGUGCGGAUCCGUUGAUUUUUCAUGCAACUUGACCUUUUCGAGAACAAUUAUUCAAAAUCCUGAAGAAUAGUGUUACGGGUCCGAUGCAUCUUGUCCACCCGCUAUGCACGCGCGUGCAAUCUGUCCCGCGUGAGGUUUAUUUUAAAGACUACAUCAUUAUAUAUGAUACCAUGUAAUGAUAUUUAACAGUAAGGUAACAUAUAUUCUAUACUCUUACACGCUAAGUACUCAAUAAAUAUAUCUAUAAAAUUUC
This is a messenger RNA of Megalopta genalis, 16936 nucleotides long. The record is from RefSeq and is a predicted model, not a curated record. NCBI's taxonomy places the organism in Eukaryota, Metazoa, Arthropoda, Insecta, Hymenoptera, Halictidae.